This is a messenger RNA of Knipowitschia caucasica, 6312 nucleotides long. NCBI's taxonomy places the organism in Eukaryota, Metazoa, Chordata, Actinopteri, Gobiiformes, Gobiidae. The record is from the annotation of a GenBank genome assembly.
AUGCUGCUGCAUUUUGACAACCACAAGACUUCAUUGCGUUUUCUCCUCACCUCCUCACCUCCCCACCUCCCUCCCUCGCACCCUAAAAAGAAAAAGAAAUCCCACCCCGAUGCCCCCCAAAUGGAUGUAGCUCAGCAGAGGGGUGAUCUGUCCAAGCGAGAGGAGCCCGGGAGAGAAAAAAGAGGAAAACCCCGGAGAGAUGUCGUGUCUACGCAGCAGCUGUCCCACGUCUCCAAAGGGACCAGCGCGCACCCACGUCUCGCGUUCAGGUGGGGAGGACCCAGAGCAGGUGGGGAGGACCAAGAGGAGGUGGGGAGGACCCAGAGGAGGUGGGGAGGACCCAGAGCAGGUGGGGAGGACCAAGAGGAGGUGGGGAGGACCAAGAGGAGGUGGGGAGGACCAAGAGGAGGUGGGGAGGACCCAGAGCAGGUGGGGAGGACCCAGAGGAGGUGGGGAGGACCAAGAGGAGGUGGGGAGGACCCAGAGCAGGUGGGGAGGACCAAGAGGAGGUGGGGAGGACCAAGAGGAGGUGGGGAGGACCCAGAGCAGGUGGGGAGGACCCAGAGCAGGUGGGGAGGACCCAGAGGAGGUGGGGAGGACCAAGAGGAGGUGGGGAGGACCCAGAGCAGGUGGGGAGGACCAAGAGGAGGUGGGGAGGACCAAGAGGAGGUGGGGAGGACCCAGAGCAGGUGGGGAGGACCAAGAGGAGGUGGGGAGGACCAAGAGGAGGUGGGGAGGACCCAGAGCAGGUGGGGAGGACCCAGAGCAGGUGGGGAGGACCAAGAGGAGGUGGGGAGGACCAAGAGGAGGUGGGGAGGACCCAGAGAGGUGGGGAGGACCAAGAGGAGGUGGGGAGGACCAAGAGGAGGUGGGGAGGACCCAGAGCAGGUGGGGAGGACCCAGAGGAGGUGGGGAGGACCAAGAGGAGGUGGGGAGGACCCAGAGCAGGUGGGGAGGACCCAAGAGGAGGUGGGGAGGACCAAGAGGAGGUGGGGAGGACCCAGAGAGGUGGGGAGGACCCAGAGCAGGUGGGGAGGACCCAGAGGAGGUGGGGAGGACCAAGAGGAGGUGGGGAGGACCCAGAGCAGGUGGGGGGAGGACCCAAGAGGAGGUGGGGAGGACCCAGAGGAGGUGGGGAGGACCCAGAGGAGGUGGGGAGGACCAGAGGAGGUGGGGAGGACCCAGAGCAGGUGGGGAGGACCCAGAGGAGGUGGGGAGGACCAAGAGGAGGUGGGGAGGACCCAGAGCAGGUGGGGAGGACCCAGAGCAGGUGGGGAGGACCCAGAGGAGGUGGGGAGGACCCAGAGGAGGUGGGGAGGACCCAGAGGAGGUGGGGAGGACCCAGAGCAGGUGGGGAGGACCCAGAGCAGGUGGGGAGGACCCAGAGGAGGUGGGGAGGACCAAGAGGAGGUGGGGAGGACCCAGAGCAGGUGGGGAGGACCCAGAGCAGGUGGGGAGGACCCAGAGCAGGUGGGGAGGACCAAGAGGAGGUGGGGAGGACCCAGAGCAGGUGGGGAGGACCCAGAGGAGGUGGGGAGGACCCAGAGGAGGUGGGGAGGACCCAGAGCAGGUGGGGAGGACCCAGAGGAGGUGGGGAGGACCCAGAGGAGGUGGGGAGGACCAAGAGGAGGUGGGGAGGACCCAGAGCAGGUGGGGAGGACCCAGAGCAGGUGGGGAGGACCAAGAGGAGGUGGGGAGGACCCAGAGCAGGUGGGGAGGACCCAGAGGAGGUGGGGAGGACCCAGAGGAGGUGGGGAGGACCCAGAGCAGGUGGGGAGGACCCAGAGGAGGUGGGGAGGACCAAGAGGAGGUGGGGAGGACCCAGAGCAGGUGGGGAGGACCCAGAGCAGGUGGGGAGGACCCAGAGGAGGUGGGGAGGACCCAGAGGAGGUGGGGAGGACCCAGAGGAGGUGGGGAGGACCCAGAGCAGGUGGGGAGGACCCAGAGCAGGUGGGGAGGACCCAGAGGAGGUGGGGAGGACCAAGAGGAGGUGGGGAGGACCCAGAGCAGGUGGGGAGGACCCAGAGCAGGUGGGGAGGACCCAGAGGAGGUGGGGAGGACCCAGAGGAGGUGGGGAGGACCAGAGGAGGUGGGGAGGACCCAGAGCAGGUGGGGAGGACCCAGAGCAGGUGGGGAGGACCCAGAGGAGGUGGGGAGGACCCAGAGCAGGUGGGGAGGACCCAGAGAGGUGGGGAGGACCCAGAGGAGGUGGGGAGGACCCAGAGCAGGUGGGGAGGACCCAGAGGAGGUGGGGAGGACCAAGAGGAGGUGGGGAGGACCCAGAGCAGGGGAGAGGACCCAGAGCAGGUGGGGAAGGACCCAGAGACAUUGGACCAUAGGAGGUGGGAGGACCCAGAGAGGGUGAGAGGAGGGCUAUUUAGUGUAGGGGAACCAGAGGACCCGGAGGGGGAGGAACAGAGGAGGUGGGGAGGACCAGAGCAGGUGGGGAGGACCCAGAGCAGGUGGGGAGACCAGGCGGUUCGACCCAGAGGAGGUGGAGGAGGCAAGAGGUGGGAUCCACUCAGCACCGUGGGGAGGCCGAGCAGGUGGGGAGGACCAGCAGGUGGGGAGGACCCAGAGGAGGUGGGGAGGACCCAGAGCAGGUGGGGAGGACCCAGAGGAGGUGGGGAGGACCCAGAGGAGGUGGGGAGGACCCAGAGCAGGUGGGGAGGACCCAGAGAAGGUGGGGAGGACCCAGAGGAGGUGGGGAGGACCAAGAGGAGGUGGGGAGGACCCAGAGGAGGUGGGGAGGACCAAGAGGAGGUGGGGAGGACCCAGAGGAGGUGGGGAGGACCAGAAGGACCCAGAGCAGGUGGGGAGGACCCAGAGGAGGUGGGGAGGACCCAGAGAAGGUGGGGAGGACCAGGACCCAGAGCAGGUGGGGAGGACCCAGAGCAGGUGGGGAGGACCCAGAGGAGGUGGGGAGGACCCAGAGGAGGUGGGGAGGACCCAGAGGAGGUGGGGAGGACCCAGAGAAGGCAAGAGGGGGAGGACCCAGAGGAGGUGGGGAGGACCAGAGGAGGGGGGAGGACCCAGAGCAGGUGGGGAGGACCCCAGAGGCAGGUGGGGAGGACCCAGAGCAGGUGGGGGGAGGACCCAGAGGAGGUGGGGAGGACCCAGAGGAGGUGGGGAGGACCCAGAGAAGGUGGGGAGGACCAGGACCCAGAGCAGGUGGGGAGGACCAGGACCCAGAGGAGGUGGGGAGGACCAGGACCCAGAGAAGGUGGGGAGGACCAGGACCCAGAGCAGGUGGGGAGGACCAGGACCCAGAGGAGGUGGGGAGGACCAGGACCCAGAGGAGGUGGGGAGGACCAAGAGGAGGUGGGGAGGACCCAGAGGAGGUGGGGAGGACCAAGAGGAGGUGGGGAGGACCCAGAGGAGGUGGGGAGGACCCAGAGAAGGUGGGGAGGACCAGGACCCAGAGCAGGUGGGGAGGACCAGGACCCAGAGAAGGUGGGGAGGACCAGGACCCAGAGAAGGUGGGGAGGACCAGGACCCAGAGCAGGUGGGGAGGACCAGGACCCAGAGGAGGUGGGGAGGACCAAGAGGAGGUGGGGAGGACCCAGAGGAGGUGGGGAGGACCAAGAGGAGGUGGGGAGGACCCAGAGAAGGUGGGGAGGACCCAGAGGAGGUGGGGAGGACCAAGAGGAGGUGGGGAGGACCCAGAGGAGGUGGGGAGGACCCAGAGGAGGUGGGGAGGACCAGGACCCAGAGCAGGUGGGGAGGACCCAGAGGAGGUGGGGAGGACCCAGAGAAGGUGGGGAGGACCAGGACCCAGAGCAGGUGGGGAGGACCCAGAGCAGGUGGGGAGGACCCAGAGGAGGUGGGGAGGACCAAGAGGAGGUGGGGAGGACCCAGAGGAGGUGGGGAGGACCCAGAGGAGGUGGGGAGGACCAGGACCCAGAGCAGGUGGGGAGGACCCAGAGGAGGUGGGGAGGACCCAGAGAAGGUGGGGAGGACCAGGACCCAGAGCAGGUGGGGAGGACCCAGAGCAGGUGGGGAGGACCCAGAGGAGGUGGGGAGGACCAAGAGGAGGUGGGGAGGACCCAGAGGAGGUGGGGAGGACCCAGAGAAGGUGGGGAGGACCCAGAGGAGGUGGGGAGGACCAGGACCCAGAGCAGGUGGGGAGGACCCAGAGCAGGUGGGGAGGACCCAGAGCAGGUGGGGAGGACCCAGAGGAGGUGGGGAGGACCCAGAGGAGGUGGGGAGGACCCAGAGAAGGUGGGGAGGACCAGGACCCAGAGCAGGUGGGGAGGACCAGGACCCAGAGGAGGUGGGGAGGACCAGGACCCAGAGAAGGUGGGGAGGACCAGGACCCAGAGCAGGUGGGGAGGACCAGGACCCAGAGGAGGUGGGGAGGACCAGGACCCAGAGGAGGUGGGGAGGACCAAGAGGAGGUGGGGAGGACCCAGAGGAGGUGGGGAGGACCAAGAGGAGGUGGGGAGGACCCAGAGGAGGUGGGGAGGACCCAGAGAAGGUGGGGAGGACCAGGACCCAGAGCAGGUGGGGAGGACCAGGACCCAGAGAAGGUGGGGAGGACCAGGACCCAGAGAAGGUGGGGAGGACCAGGACCCAGACCAGAGGAGGUGGGGAGGACCAAGAGGAGGUGGGGAGGACCCAGAGGAGGUGGGGAGGACCAAGAGGAGGUGGGGAGGACCCAGAGAAGGUGGGGAGGACCCAGAGCAGGUGGGGAGGACCCAGAGCAGGUGGGGAGGACCAGGACCCAGAGCAGGUGGGGAGGACCCAGAGCAGGUCACUAAAUGGUUUUGUGGGCGAGGACUUGUAACCAGCGAGAUGCUGCUUGUACUACUGCUGGCAGCGCUGUCGUCCUGCGUCCCGGCCUCCCUCUCCUCCUCCCUCUCCUCCUCCCUCUCCUUCUCCCCCGCCGACAGCCCCACCAUGUCAGACCCCUCCUCCCCGGAGCCCGUGGCCGAGACCUGCUCCGUCUGCGGCUGCAUGUCUGUGGAAAACGUCCUCUACGUCAACUGCGAGAAGCUAACGGUGUACCGCCCCACGCAACUGAUUCCUCCAGUUUCGCAGCUCUAUCAUUUGAACUUUCAGUACAACAUUUUGAACAUCCUCUACCCAAACUCUUUUCCAAACUUCACCCACGCCGUGUCGCUCCAUCUGGGAAACAACAACCUCCAAAACAUCGAAGGAGGAGCGUUUUCCGGGAUGAGUUCGUUGAAACAGCUGCAUUUGAACAACAACGAGCUGAAAGUCCUCAGAGCGGACACGUUCAUCGGAGUGGAGAGCUUGGAAUACCUCCAGGCUGACUACAACUUGAUCAAAUACAUUGAGAAGGGAGCGUUCAACAAACUUCAUAAGCUAAAAGUGCUAAUUCUCAAUGAUAAUCUAGUACAAGCGCUACCAGACAACAUCUUUCGGUUUGCUUCACUGACGCAUCUGGAUAUAAGAGGAAACAGGAUCCAGAAAAUCCCGUACAUAGGAGUCUUGGAGCACAUUGGGCGCAUUGUGGAGCUGCAGCUGGACGAUAACCCGUGGAAUUGUACCUGUGACUUGGCACCGCUGAAAGCAUGGCUCGAGAACAUGCCCUAUAACAUUUUUAUCGGGGAAGCGGUUUGUGAAACGCCAAACGAUUUGUACGGACGGCUGUUGAAAGAGACCAACAAACAAGAACUGUGCCCGAUGGGAACCACUAGUGACUUUGACGUGAGGAUGCCGCCUUUGCCAGUAUUUGUCUUGCGGCGGAAUAAGAAACCAGCUGGGAGGCAAGAGGGACUAGGCAAUCAAGAAUGUGGCUCAAUGUCUUUGCAACUUCGCAGACAUAACCACAAAAAAUGCGCCAUGCCCGGUGACGAUCUGGGAGGAGAGACGUUCAUUCCGCAAACCAUAGAGCAUAUUGGAAAGAGCCACACAUGCGGGAUGGGAAGGAACUCAGACAUGGAUGCCGGGUUCAAAUUUGUCGAUUCGCAGAGGCAAAAGAUUAUCCUGCGAACCUGCGACAAGGACAAAGAAGCUCUAUCCACGCUGGAACGCGACAAAAGACUCAGCACCAUCGACGAACUGGAGGAGUUUCUUCCCAACAGAGAGCCAAGCAUGUUUAUUCAAAAUUUCCUUGACAGAAAAAGUGAUUUUAACAGCAUAGGCAUGGGAGGGUAUGAGAUACGCUAUCCGGACAGUAGGAGUCUGGAUAGAAAGAUGAAAAAAACUUCGCUUAUUGGUGGCAAUCAUAGCAAAAUUGUGGUGGAGCAAAGGAAAAGUGAGUAUUACGAGUUGAAAGCCAAGCUCCAGGGCACACCUGACUACCUACAGGUGCUGGAGGAGCAGACUGCGUUGAGCAAAAUGUAA